This is a messenger RNA of Dissoconium aciculare CBS 342.82, 815 nucleotides long. RefSeq lists its product as uncharacterized. The coding region runs from base 182 to 619 and encodes 145 amino acids. The record is from RefSeq and is a predicted model, not a curated record. Lineage: Eukaryota; Fungi; Ascomycota; Dothideomycetes; Mycosphaerellales; Dissoconiaceae. The transcript has a single exon.
GCUGGCGUGAAGUCUAUGAUCAAGUGCGAUAUGAUAUGUAAUUCCUGCAAGGGGUGUGCGAGUUCAGUUUCGAGACGAGUCAUGAUUCCAACGCUCCAAAAAAAAAAGGUAUAGUCGGUCUAGCUCUCUUCACGGAUGCGUCGGACCAACCCAUCCAGAUUGACGGGCGAGACGCCUAUGCAUGGGACAGGCAGUGUAUGCAUGCAUGAAUCCAUGCGGAAGGACGGAACUUCUUGGGUGCUUGAUGAGACUGUCAAAAGUCUGUCGGCGAGAGGGCAGUGGGACAGCGUGGACAGUACCACGGUCGAAGUAUAUGCCAGCCUCGCCAGACCUGCAGGCCGGGAACAGCCGUUGGGGGAUUUUCGCCCUACGCGCGCGACACGCAACAACGCAGCAACGUGCCGGCGCAGGUGACCAUCGUAUACAGAGAUUGUCUUUUACAGCAAAGCGCAACGAACACAUGAGGCAGACAGGGACCAUUCAGCACACGAAAAGUGACAGAAGUGGCAGGACAACAUGGCGGGUUUAUCGCCUUUGCUUUUGUUUGUCUAUGAACAAUCCCACCCAAUUAACACUAGCAAGCAACCGAAGCACAACCAUUCCAAGUAUUAUUGAAUGAUUCGACAUCUGCCCGAAACCCAAUCAGGACGCCCUCGCGUCCCUAAUGCUUCCAUCGUGACAGCCCAGAGAAAUGCAGACCAUGUAUAUGACGAACAUUCCACGUCGAGUAGCCUCGUGUGCAUCGGCCGGGGGGGUUCCUGCCACCCCGGCGAUGUCGAUGAAGGACGUGCCAGCGCCACCUCGUAACGCAUCAA